Lathyrus sativus (Indian pea) is the source of this 1641-nucleotide messenger RNA. The record is from the annotation of a GenBank genome assembly. NCBI's taxonomy places the organism in Eukaryota, Viridiplantae, Streptophyta, Magnoliopsida, Fabales, Fabaceae.
AUGGCCUCUCAACAAGAUAACCAAAUAAUAUUCAAGUCCAAACUUGCUGACAUAUACAUCCCCAAUCAUCUUCCCCUUCAUUCCUAUUGCUUUCAAAAUCUCUCUCAGUUUUACUCACAUCCAUGCCUCAUCCAUGCCCCCACCGGAAAACUCUACACCUACUCCGAAGUACAACUCACCUCCCGCAAAGUUGCCUCCGGUUUCAACAAAUUGGGAAUCCAACAAGGCGACGUCAUCAUGAUCCUCCUCCCCAAUUCCCCCGAAUUCGUCUUCUCCUUUCUCGCCGCUUCUUAUCUCGGCGCCAUAGCCACUUCAGCCAAUCCCUUCUUCACCGCGCCGGAGAUUGAAAAGCAAGCAAAAGCCUCCAACGCCAAGUUGAUCAUAACACAAGCAUGUUACUGCGACAAAAUCAAGGAGUUGUUGAACAACACUGAUCAUCGCAAACUAGUGUUGAUAGACUCUACCGCAGAUGAUGAUAAUAAUAAUGUCCACUUCUCAACGCUAACCGAUGCGGACGAGAAAGACUUGCCGGAAGCAAAGAUCCACCCUGACGACGUGGUGGCGCUUCCGUAUUCCUCCGGAACAACAGGCUUACCAAAAGGAGUCAUGUUAACACACAGAGGAUUGGUAACCAGCAUAGCGCAACAAGUGGAUGGAGAGAAUCCAAAUCUAUAUUACAGAAAUGACGAUGUGAUUCUGUGUGUUCUUCCUCUGUUUCAUAUUUACUCUCUCAACUCAGUUUUACUCUGUGGACUGAGAGUCAAAGCUACCAUUGUGUUAAUGCCAAAAUUCGAGAUAAAUGCAUUCUUGAGUCUGGUUAGCAAACACCGUGUGACGGUUGCACCGGUUGUUCCUCCGAUCGUGUUGGCGAUAGCAAAGUCACGGGAUCUUAAUAAAUACGAUUUGUCUUCCAUUAGAAUAUUGAAAUCCGGUGGUGCUCCACUUGGGAAAGAAAUGGAAGAGAGUGUUAGAACCAAAUUCCCUAAAGCCAUUCUUGGACAGGGAUACGGAAUGACUGAGGCAGGACCAGUGUUAUCAAUGAGUUUAGCAUUUGCUAAAGAAGCUUUGACCGUAAAAGGAGGCGCGUGUGGAACUGUUGUUAGAAAUGCAGAGAUGAAGAUUGUGGAUUCUGAAACUGGUAACUCUUUACCUCCAAAUAAAUUGGGUGAAAUAUGCAUCAGAGGCCAACAGAUCAUGAAAGGUUAUCUGAAUGAUUUGGAAGCAACAGAUAGAACGAUAGACAAAGAAGGUUGGUUGCAUACAGGUGAUAUUGGAUAUAUUGAUGAAGAUGAUGAAUUAUUCGUUGUUGAUAGAUUGAAGGAAUUGAUCAAAUACAAAGGUUUUCAAGUUGCUCCAGCUGAACUUGAAGCUCUUCUUCUUUCUCAUCCCAAAAUCUCUGAUGCUGCUGUUGUUCCAAUGAAUGAUGAGGCUGCUGGAGAGGUACCUGUUGCAUUUGUGGUGAGAUCAAAUGGUUACACUGACUUAACUGAAGAUGAAGUUAAACAAUUUAUCUUUAAACAGGUGGUGUUUUAUAAAAGAAUAAAUAAAGUAUUCGUCGUUGAUGCAAUUCCCAAGUCAGCCUCAGGAAAAAUCUUGCGUAAAGAUCUCAGAGCAAAGUUAGCAGCUUGUGUUCCAAAUUGA